Molecule: messenger RNA, 2147 nt
Organism: Erigeron canadensis
Lineage: Eukaryota; Viridiplantae; Streptophyta; Magnoliopsida; Asterales; Asteraceae
Product: double-stranded RNA-binding protein 6-like
Exons: 6
Coding region: 188-1798 (536 amino acids)
Source: RefSeq, a predicted model, not a curated record
UACACUAGUCAGUCAGUCAGUCAGUCAGGCAGUGAAUCAAAUUUUGGCAAAAAUUGAAUCAAAAAAGCUUAUUGGGUAAUAAAUGUAGGCUUCACCUAAACACUGCUGUAUAUUAUAUCGUCACCACUUACAAAAUAAAACACUCAUUUUCAUUUCCAAUCACACCCACUGUACGCACGGAUCAGCUAUGCCCAUGACGGCGCCGGCGCCGGCACCCAUCGCCUCCGGUUCAAAACCACAUUUGCUCUACAGAUGUCUUCUCAACCAACAUGCGCAGAAGAUGAGGAAAUCACUUCCUGUUUAUCAAACUCUAAAUGAAGGAUCUGAUCAUCUGCCAAAGUUUAGAUCUACUGUCACGUAUGAUGGUGAGAGCUACACAUCUUCAAACACAUUUCCAAACGUUAAGAUGGCUGAAAUGAAUGUGUCCGAGAUUGCAUACAAUUCCAUGAUUCGAAAGUCAAAGAGAGAAGCAUUGCGUCAUAUACUAGAGGAUAAAAGCAUAUGCAAGUCUAUUGUAAUCGAGUUUUCAGUUAAGAGGAAACUAGAAAGACCCAAGUAUGUGACAUGUCAUCAGGGGGGAGCAAUUGCUGUUUUCAGCUCUCAAUUGUCUUUUAAUGGUGAUACUUUUUCAGGAGACAAUGCUAAGAGCAUAAAAGAAGCUGAGCAAUUAGUUGCACGUGCCGUUAUUCAUAAGUAUCUAGAUUCUGAAUUUGCGAGUGAUAUGGCUGAGGUAAUUAAUUGCAAGUUUAGACAUGCUGCUGAAGUAAGUAAGUUUGAGGCGAUACACAAGGCUUACAAUGGCACAAAUGUUGUGGUAACUCAGCCAUCCGUUCCAGUAGUUCCUACAGGGCCAACAACUCCAGCUACUCCUGUGGUUGCUCAAGCUUGCACUGAGAAAGUGCUGACUGAGUCAACCCGUCCAGAUCCUCCUGUGGUAACUCAACCACACAUGAUUGAGCCCGUCACUACAGCUGCUCCUGUGGUGACUCAACCACACAUUAUUAAGCCCAUCACUCCAGCUGCUCAUGUGUUGACUCAACCACAAACUGCAAAAGUUGUGACUGAGCCUUUAACUCCAGCUACUCCGGUGGUAACUCAGCCACUCACUCCCAAAGAGCCGACCAAGCCAAUCACUCGUGCUGCUCCUGUGGAAACUCAUCCACUCAUUCCAAAAACUGAGCCAAUCACUUCAACUGCAAUUCAGCCACGCAUUCCAAAAAUUGAGCCAACCACUCACCCAAGUGCUACUGUGGUAACACACCCAGGCAUUCCAAAAAUUGAGCCAACCACUCCCUCAACUGCUAGAACUGUUCCUGUGGUAAUUCAACCACGUCAAGAGGGAAUUAGGCCAGCUGUUCGCAGGCCUGCAGUUUUGGCACCUACUACUGCAUCUGCUCAGGUCAACAUGGUAACACCAGCACAACACUCAGGGAAAGUGGCCAGUAAUUCAACAUUGGAUCAUUUUGUGGAGCACAAACCACUGACAGCUAGGCCUGUAGUUUUUGCACGGGCCUCAUCUGCUCAGGUGAACAUGAUAGCAUCAGCACCAAGCUCUGGGCAAUUGGCCAGUAAUUUAUCAUCGCAACGUUCUAUGGAGCACAAACGACUGACAUUACAAACUUCUGGGAGAAAACGCCACUGGGAAGAUGAUAAGAAUACACAAAAGAAGACGCGUGUUGAUACUCAGAGGCCUGUCCCUGGGACUCAUACAAGCCAAUCUCAGCCAUUUCGGUGGCAAAGUUCACAAAGCAAAGGGAAUUAUAGUAGAAUGUCACAUAAGAAUGCAUCUCAGCGCUAGUCCUUGGAAUUGCUUCUUGGGGGUAUAUGGAGUUUAGAUCUGGACCAUUAAGCUUUGAUUGUCUGCUGGCGUGGAUCUUAUUGUUUGAACAAAUUGUUAGAUUUUAGUUACUGUAGUUAGACUUUGGUAGAUGUCUACAUUUUCUGUUCUAGAUGGCAAGUCAAGGAAAUUAGAGUUAGUAAAAGUUUUAAAGUUAUCGAAAUUAGUCUUGUUAAGUUAAAAUAUGUCAGGAAAUCGUAAACUCAUCAUUAUGUCUACAUGUCUGCUGAUGCAUAUACAGUUGUAAGAUCGUGGUCAAAGGCUCAUUAGUUGCCUCUCUAUAUAUAAUCCGAAGUUGCAGUUUUAACCA